UUUCGAUUGCAGCAUUCCAAAUGCAGCUCUGGAAGCGCAUAAAUAAAUAAAGUUGCUCGAAUUGUAGGCCUUGCGGUUGGCUGCGUUUAUUUUUGUUGCGGUCAAAUAUAAAUAUGAAGUGUGAAUCUCAACUUGCAGUUUGCCAACAAAUACAAAUUGUAUCAAAUAUAUGAAAACUGAUGAUAGAUCGCGCUUGUUAUUUUGUUUUUUUUUCUUGGUUUGGCCAAUUGAAUAGCAAACAACAAGAAGCAUCGGCAACGGCAACAGCAAACGGGGCUCAACAGAAUGGAUGUUGAAAUACCUGUUUUGGCUGGAUAUCUUAAUGUUCCAACACAAACUGGAUUUUCGCUAAAUCGUAUCUCGAAAAAGAAAUCAUGCAGCCGUUACUGUCUAUUGUUUAAGGCCAGUCGUCAUGGCAUUGCCCGUUUGGAGAUCUGCGAGAAUAAGGAUGACAAGAAUCCAAAAAUCUUUACACUCGAGAAUUGUGUUAAGAUCACACAGGAACCGCCGCCAGCGAAUCUCGUACAGAUUGUGAAACGGAAUGGACAACUCACGUUGAACACGAACAGCGAUGAGGAGCUCAAGGAAUGGGUGACCGCCCUCCAAAUGGUCGCCUUUUGUGACAUUAGCGGUCUGCAUGCCGCCCAUGGUGCCAUCGAGGAGGACAACGAUCUAUAUUGCAGCUCAUUUGACGGACUGUUUAUCAUAACGCUGAUACCGUCAGAGGCGUCGAUCAGAUGUAACAUUGAGCCGAGAACAUAUAUGCUCCAGAUGACACCGACGGAGCUGCAGCUGAAAUCGGAGGAUUUGAAUGUGACAAUUGCCAUGUGGCCAUAUCGAUUCAUACGAAAAUACGGUUAUCGCGAUGGCAAAUUCACAUUUGAGGCGGGACGCAAAUGCACCACCGGGGAGGGUGUCUUCACCUUGGAUCACACCAAUCCCCAGGAGGUUUUCCGCUGCAUGUCCGCCAAAAUGAAGUCGAUGAAGAAGUUGAUCAGUGGCGAUAGCUUGAGCAGCAUUGAAUGCAAUGAGAAUCAAUUUAGUGCCGCCGCUUGCAUGGAGCCAGGAUCACGUAGUCCAUUGCCACCAUCGCCAUCGAGUAAUCCCCAUGCUGGUGAAUUUGAAAUCAAUUCAACCCAGAGCUGCAUCUCGAUAAGGGGCUUCAUAAGCUCCAACGAUUCAUUGAAUAACUUCUCGUCCAAUGGCAGUAAUAGUGUCAGUUUAUCCGUGCCAUCAUCGCAAUCAAUUGUUAAACACAUUCCCAAUAAGCCGCCCAGAAAGCUGCCGACACCGUUGGACAAAUUAACUGUUGGAUCGGGCACCGUAACUGGAUCCUCGAUAGCUGGCCAAACUCAAUGUGAUAAUAAAUACAAGAAUAUUGUGAAAUAUGAACCCGUUGCCAUAACGACAUCGUCACCCUCGGAUGCCAACAGCAAGAACAGCGGCUCGGCUGUGAUAUUGAAGCCCAGCUCACCGGAUUGCUCAUCCGCUGGAAGUCCACCCGAUUUGCCCCUGCGCAAUGAGAGUUGCGCCGGCAAAUUAUCCCUAGAGCGUGACUACGAGUGCAUCGAGAAUAUAACGGAUGCGUGGAAGACACGUGGUGUUGGCGAUGUGCGGCAUUGUGAGAGGAUUCCAACGCUUAGUUGCGAUACGGAUUUUGGGCGACAACGUUCGCAGUCGCAGCGUGAGAAGCGCAAGGAUUUAAGCACCUUAAGCAGCAGCAACAACAACAGCAACAACAACAACAAUGUCAGUGGCAGUGGCACAACAACACCGAAAAUAAUCGACAUUGAUAUUGGAGAGGGAGUUGGUUUGAUUGCCCCGGAUGCCAACUAUGAUCGUUUGGAUUUUCUAUCGCCAAAUAAUAAAACGUCCAGCGGAUAUAAAACAAUUGUGAAUCUAACAUUGCCCACGAAUCGUAUGAGAUGCAGUCCGCCACCUCCAAAUGAAUAUGAAUUGAUUGCUAGUCCCGAUACCGAAAGUUUUCGCAAGGCCGAUGACAGUCAUCUUGGCUAUGGUGUUCUUCGUAAAUCCAACACUGCCAGCACCAGCAACAACAAUAACAUCAACAACAACAACAACAAUAACACAAAUAAUAAUAAUAACAACAGCAAUCUUAAUAAUAAUCUUAAUAACAACAAUAAUAAUAACAGUAUACUGCCCGCCAACAACAACAACAACAUUAACAAUAGCUCAGCGGAUAUAUGCCUGGCGAGAGGCAUUGCCACGCCCACAACAACUACAACAACAGCAACUACAACGAACAAGGGUAACAACGAUGCCGCCCUCGAUCAUCGCAGCUACAACGGUCUCAAUUAUACGAUUGUUAGCAAGCCAAAGCGUGUCUAAUAGCCAAAUCUAAUUCCACCAAACAGAUAUGUACAUAAUUUUACAGAAUGUCACACAGUAUACAAAAUAUGUUACAUACUUCCUUUGGGAAUAUAUAUAACAUAUUCAUUCGUUUUGGGAGUUUUCAGUGUUAAAAGACAUAAUAGUAAAUAGAUACUUCAUUUUUGUAACCGAUGUCAUUUCCAAUCCAUUUAAUUCAGCUUGUCAUUCAUAAAUUCACGCAAUUCUGCAAUAUGUACAUAUCUCUAUGAAAUGAUCCUUGAAAAAAUUAUGUACAUAUUUGAACAUAUAUGUUUAGUGGAAUGGGACUAUAAGACAGCGGCAAGACGAGAGAGAGAGAGAGAGAGAACACAGACAUAUAACUAGUUAGUUAAAGGAAGUGUGAGCAAGAGAAAGCACCAGUUAGAGUGGGAGAGAGUGAGAAGUACUGCCUCUUGCUCGCACAUUCAAUUUGCAGUCGGUAAUCUCAUUUUUUAAAUGCGCACAAUUCGAAUAUAAGUGAACAAAAAAUGUAGGAGGAAGAGCUAGA
Messenger RNA from Drosophila innubila, 2878 nucleotides. It is a transcript of the gene Dok, whose product is annotated as myb-like protein U. The coding region runs from base 286 to 2349 and encodes 687 amino acids. Gene Ontology annotation, biological process: cell surface receptor protein tyrosine kinase signaling pathway; positive regulation of MAPK cascade. The transcript is spliced from 3 exons. The record is from RefSeq and is a predicted model, not a curated record. Gene Ontology annotation, cellular component: cytoplasm. Lineage: Eukaryota; Metazoa; Arthropoda; Insecta; Diptera; Drosophilidae.